AUGUCGGGGGUCGGCGCCAAGCGGGGACCCCCCGAGCCCGGGGGGGGCCCCCCCGAGAAGAGACCCCCGAGGGAGGAGCAGCCCCCGACCACCCUGAUCGAGCCCCUGCGGCUGGGGGGCAUCUCCAGCACGGAGGAGAUGGACGUGAAGGUGCUGCAGUUCCGGAACAAGAAGCUGGCGGAGCGGCUGGAGCAGCGCCAGGUGUGCGAGGACGAGCUCCGCGAGCGCAUCGAGAAGCUGGAGAAGCGCCAGGCCACCGACGACGCCACCCUGCGCCUGGUCAACCGCUUCUGGGCGCAGCUGGACGCCGAGGUCCAGGCGCUGCUGCGCCGCUGCGAAGGCGACGGGGGGGGAGGGGCCGGGGGUGGGGGAGGGGCGGCCCCGCCCCCCGGGGACCCCCCCGGGGACCCCCCCGAGCCCCCCCCGAACCCCCCCGGGGACCCCGAGAGGAGAGAGGUGUGGGCGGGGCCCGAGGAGGGCGUGGCCGCCCCUCCCCCGCCCCGGCUGAGCUUCGCCCCCGAGGCCGUGGCCAGGCUGGGGGGGGCCCUGGGCCGGGCCCAGAGGGGGCUGCAGCACCUGGGGGGGCACCUGAGCGCCCGCCCGGAGGUGUCGGAGGCGGGCCGGGAGCUGCUGCGGGAGCUGCUGCGGGAGCACCGGCGGCUGCAGGAGCUGACCCAGAACCUGCACGAGAAGCACCAGAGGGAGGCGCUCGAGCUAGCUGAGCUGCAGGACAAGGCGGGCUGGGCGGAGACGAAGGUUCUGGAACUCGGCACCACCCUGGAGGGGCUGCAGUGGGACAGCGCCAAACUGCGCAAGCGCGAGGGGCGCCUCGACCGGCACCUGGCCGAGGCCCUGGAGCAGCUGACCUCGGGCUCGUACGGCUGCGGCAGCUCCGGCGGUUUCCAGGGGGGUCAGAUCACGCUCAGCGUGCAGAAGUUUGAGAUGCUGAACGCGGAGCUGGAGGGGAACCAGGAGCUGGCCAACUCCCGCAUGGCCGAGCUGGAGAAGCUGCAGCUGGAGCUGCAGGCGGCCGUCAGGGGCCAGGAGAGGCUCAAGGUGGCGCUGCGCUCGCUGCCCGAGGAGGCCGUCAAGGAGGCGCUGGAGUACAAAGUGCUGCAGUCGCAGUUCUCGCUGCUCUACCACGAGAGCCUGCAGGUCAAGACGCAGCUGGACGAGGCCCGGGCGCUGCUGCUGGCCACCAAGAACAGCCACCUGCGCCACAUCGAGCACAUGGAGAGUGAUGAGCUGGGGGUGCAGAAGCGGCUGCGCACGGAGGUGAUCCAGCUGGAGGACACGCUGGCCCAGGUGCGCAAGGAGUACGAGAUGCUGCGCAUCGAGUUCGAGCAGAACCUGGCGGCCAACGAGCAGGCGGGCCCCAUCAACCGGGAGAUGCGGCACCUGAUCAGCUCCCUGCAGAACCACAACCACCAGCUGAAGGGCGACGUGCAGCGCUACAAGCGCAAACUGCGCGAGGUGCAGGCCGAGAUCAACAAGCUCCGCCUCCAGGCCAGCGGAGCCCCGCCCCCACCCACCCAAGCCCCGCCCCCUCCCCCUCCCCCCUCCUCCACCUCUGGCCCCGCCCCCUCCUCAAGCUCCGCCCCUCCCCCUGACGAAACCCCGCCCCCUUCCCAAGCCCCGCCCCCUUCUGAGGAAAAAGAGGGCGUGGCCUCCUCAGGCCCCGCCCCCUCCCAAGACCCGCCCCCCAAACCCGCCCCUCCCCCACCCAAAGAGGAAGAGCCGCCCCCUCCCCGCCCGUUGGCCCCGCCCCCUCCCAGGCCACGCCCCGAGCGGGGGGCGGGGCGGGAGCGGCCCAAGGGCGGAGCCGAGGAGGGGAAGAAGAAGGACUCGGAGGUGCUGAAGCAGCUGAGGGCGGAGCUCAAGAAGGCGCAGGAGAACCAGAAGGAGAUGAAGCUGCUGCUGGACAUGUACAAAUCGGCGCCCAAAGAGCAGCGGGACAAAGUGACGCUCAUGGCAGCCGAGAGGAAGAGCAAGGCCGAGCUGGAGGAGCUGCGGGGGCGCUGGCGGGAGCUGGAGGAGCGCGAGCGCCGCGAGAACAAGAAGCUGGCGGACGAGGAGGCGCUGCGGCGGCUGCGGCUCAGCGAGGAGCAGAUCGAGCACCUGCAGCGGCGGCUGGCGGCCACCAAGCAGGAGGAGGAGGCGCUGCUGUCGGAGAUGGACGUGACGGGCCAGGCCUUCGAGGACAUGCAGGAGCAGAACCUGCGGCUGCUGCAGCAGCUGCGCGAGAAGGACGACGCCAACUUCAAACUGAUGUCGGAGCGCAUCAAAGCCAACCAGAUCCACAAACUGCUGCGCGAGGAGAAGGACGAGCUGGCCGAGCAGGUGCUGGCACUCAAGGCACAGGUGGAGGCGCAGCUGCAGGUGGUGCAGAAGCUGGAGGAGAAGGAGCGGGGGCUGCAGAGCGCGUUGGCCGCGGUGGAGAAGGAGCUGAGCCUGCGCUCGCAGGCGCUGGAGCUGCACAAGAGGAAGGCGGUGGAGGCGGCGCAGCUGGCAGAGGACCUGCGGGCGCAGGGGGAGCAGGUGCAUGCGCGGCUGCGGGAGCUGCAGCUCUGCGCCAGCGAGAACCGCGCGGCCAAGGACAAGGAGGCGCUGAGCCUGAAACGGGCACAGGAGGAGCUGUCGCGGCUGCGCCGGAAGUUGGAGAAGCAGCGCAAGGUCGAAGUUUACGCCGACGCCGACCAGAUCCUGCAGGAGGAGAUCAAAGAGUACCGGGCCCGCCUGACGUGCCCGUGCUGCAACGCGCGCAAGAAGGACGCGGUGCUGACCAAGUGCUUCCACGUCUUCUGCUUCGAGUGCGUCAAGAGCCGCUACGACACGCGGCAGAGGAAGUGCCCCAAGUGCAACGCCGCCUUCGGCGCGCACGACUUCCACCGCGUCUACAUCAGCUGAGCGGCCAACGGUCAACCGUGGUCAUCCAUGGUCAUCUUUGGUCAUUUGUGGUCAUUUGUGGUCAUCUUUGGUCAACCGUGGUCAUCUUUGGUCAACUGAGGUCAUCUAUGGUCAUCUGGGGUCAACUGGGUUCAUCCAAUGCCGCCUUCGGCGCGCACGACUUCCACCGCGUCUACAUCAGCUGAGCG
This is a messenger RNA of Taeniopygia guttata (zebra finch), 3095 nucleotides long. The record is from RefSeq and is a predicted model, not a curated record. NCBI's taxonomy places the organism in Eukaryota, Metazoa, Chordata, Aves, Passeriformes, Estrildidae.